Messenger RNA from Colossoma macropomum (tambaqui), 5742 nucleotides. RefSeq names its product bromodomain and PHD finger containing, 3b (gene brpf3b). The record is from RefSeq and is a predicted model, not a curated record. Gene Ontology annotation, biological process: regulation of transcription by RNA polymerase II. The coding region runs from base 674 to 4408 and encodes 1244 amino acids. Gene Ontology annotation, molecular function: protein binding. Lineage: Eukaryota; Metazoa; Chordata; Actinopteri; Characiformes; Serrasalmidae. The transcript has 13 exons. Gene Ontology annotation, cellular component: MOZ/MORF histone acetyltransferase complex.
CAGCUCGCCAGUUGCCAACCGAUAGUUGCAGUUAGUUGAGCUAGCAGGUUGUGGGGAAAGGGCAGCGAAACCUCUGCACCUUUACCACCAGCACUGGCCACUUCUGCAAGGUUGGGCGUUACAGUACGUGCCAGAAGAAAGCCGUUACAAAUUUCUUGUCCAUCAAGCGUUAAAUAAAUGUGCUGUUCCAUGAUUUGUGUGUAAAAGCCGACCGUGUGGAUCGCCUGCUUUUUCUUUUCCUCUGAAGGGGCGUGUUCUCGCUAUCUUGACUGAAAGCCCCGUUCUCUCCCUCUGUAUCAGCUACCCGCUAUCUAGCCAGGCAACGUCGGUUCGUUUUGUAGCUGAAAAUAGCCAGCUAGCUACGCUAAACGCUAAACUACAGGCACAGACCUAUGCAGACCUGAACUUGCGAACUGUUAGCGCAGACGGGAAAAUGCGUCCGGCUGCCAGUGAAGACGUUUGUAGGAAGACACCAUGAAAGAGUGAGAGGGACCGGUGGGGGGAGACUGUUUUUAUCGGCGGAUUUGACCGGCUUUUCGAGGGGAGAACGCCUCUGCUCUGCUGGCUAACUUGGCCAGGCUCCGACGAGCGGGAGGGUUUACGCUUGCUUCGGGAGAGUUGCCGUGUUAAAACCAAGGUCCAGGCUCAGCGUGGCUACGCAGUGAGGGUGCCCAUGAGAAAACCACGCCGGAGGGGGGGUGUGUCCACGGGUUUGGGGGGCAGAAAAGGUGAUGCCACCCCCCGAAGUGGUGGAGGUCGGGGGUCAGCACAGCCCCGCUCACCGUCCCCCUACAGGCUCAAAGUUUCACCAACCCGUGAAACCCUGACCUACGCCCAGGCCCAGAAGAUGGUGGAGGUGGACCUGGAUGGCCGGCUUCACCGGAUUAGCAUCUUUGACCCGCUGGCCAUCAUCACGGAGGACGAGAUGACGGCGCAGGACAUUGCGGAGUGCAAUAGCAACAAAGAGAACAGUGAGCAGUCGUCUGCGACCAGCGUGGCGAGCCCGAGCCGCAGGUCCACCAGCAGUAAAAGCAAAAAGAAAGACUCUAAGAAUGCGUACACUUCCUCACAGAACCACUGCUCGAAUUCACAUGGACAGUCUCACUCGCACAGUAACCACUGCCCCUUACCCGAGCCCACCUUCAGGGUGCUUGAGUCCUUUACACCCACAGAGGCCUCUCCUCUACCCACAGCGUACUACCGCUACAUGGAAAAGUCUCAAGAGGAGCUGGAGAACGAGGCAGAGUACGACAUGGAUGAGGAGGACGUGGCCUGGUUGGAGAUGGUGAACGAGAAGCGGACAUCGGAGGGCCAGCCAGUUGUUUCGGCGGACACCUUUGAGGUGCUGAUGGACCGUCUGGAGAAGGAGUCGUUCCUGGAGUCAAGGAGCCAGGCUCCUCCUCAGAGUUCCAUCGAUGAGGACGCUUUCUGCUGCGUGUGCUUAGACGACGAAUGCCUUAACAGCAACGUAAUCCUCUUCUGCGACAUGUGCAACCUGGCUGUGCACCAGGAGUGCUACGGGGUCCCCUAUAUCCCAGAGGGUCAGUGGCUGUGCCGCUGUUGCCUCCAGUCCCCCUCCCGCCCUGUGGACUGCGUACUGUGCCCCAAUAGGGGCGGAGCGUUCAAACAGACCAGCGACGGCCGAUGGGCUCACGUGGUGUGCGCCAUCUGGAUCCCCGAGGUGUGUUUCGCAAAUACUGUCUUUUUGGAGCCUGUCGAGGGAGUGGACAACAUCCCUCCUGCCAGGUGGAAGCUGACAUGUUACCUGUGCAAGCAGAAAGGCUGUGGGGCGUCCAUCCAGUGCCACAAUGCCAACUGCUACACGGCCUUCCACGUUACCUGCGCCCAGAGGGCGGGACUCUUCAUGAAAAUUGACCCGGUGCGAGAAACGACUGUGAAUGGGACGACAUUUUCUGUGAAGAAGACAGCGUUCUGCGAGGCGCACUCGCCAGCGGACAAAGAGGGCUCAGAUGAUGAGGAGACUGGGGGGAGGGUGGUGGGUGGACGGGCAAACAGGGGGAGCAGUGCCUACGUUCAGACGCCCCAGCUGAAGUCAGGACGGAGCAGUAAGAAGGACGUCAGCAUGAAGAGGAAGGGGAAGAAGAGCCAAGAUGUAACGUCCAGAAAAGUGACAACACCAGUGGUCUCUGUGCCACAGAUACCUCCACAUAGAUUGAACAAAGUUUUUAAAGGAAUUGUAAUUCAAAGAAAGAAUUAUUUUAUGCAGAGGUUGCACAAUUAUUGGUUACUGAAGCGUCAGUCACGCAACGGAGUGCCUCUCAUUCGCCGGUUACACUCACAUCUGCAGGCCCAGAGGAGUGCAGAUCAGGCUGAGCCAGACGAAAAGUUGAGCGCUGUGAGACAAGAGCUUAAAUACUGGCAGAAGUUGCGGCACGACCUAGAACGAGCACGGUUACUGGUUGAGCUCAUCCGCAAGAGAGAGAAACUAAAGAGAGAGCAGGUGAAGGUUCAUCAGGCGGUGAUGGAGCUGCAGCUAACUCCUGCUCUGAUGCUGCAGCGUUCCACCCUGGAACAGCUGCAGGAGAAAGACGCGGCACAGAUCUUUGCACAGCCUGUCGAUCUCAAAGAGGUACCAGAUUAUUUGGAAUUCAUCUCUCAGCCCAUGGACUUCUCCACCAUGAGGUCCAAGCUGGAGGCACACAAGUAUCGCACUCUCUCGGACCUGGAGGCGGAUUUUAACCUCAUGAUCUCUAACUGCCUUCUCUACAACGCUAAAGACACAGUGUUCCACCGGGCCGCGGUGCGUCUGCGGGAGCUCGGGGGUGCUAUUUUGCGGCACGCACACAGGCAGGCUCAGAACACAGGGCUGGACCCAGAUACCGGCAUGCACCUGGCAGAGUCACCGCACAAGAACAACUACUACAGGAGCACGCUGGAGGAUGUGGACACACUGCUGGACCCGGAGAACAGGCUGCAUAUGUCAGCGGAGGAUCAGCUGAAGGAACUACUGGAUAAGCUGGACGUGGUGACGUCCAUGCGCUCCAGCGGGGCCCGAACCCGCCGCAUCCGGCUGCUGCGCAAAGAGAUCAACAACGUCCGCUACCGCCGCAACUCGCACCUUUCCAACGGAGACGUGAAAGAGGAAGAUGAGGAUGAAGAGGAGGAUGAGGACGACAAAGAGAUGGACACUGAAAACAAUCUGUCUUCAUCCUCAGACAAAGAUGAUUGUAAAUCCACACCUCCUCCAACCCUGGAGCCCUCGGGCCUGGCCUUAUCCCCUCCUCCUGGGGACACUCCCCAGGAUCCCCCCACCCUCCGGCCAAUGACAGCCGACCCAAAGACCUCCUCGGCCUGCCCUUCUGAAGCCCUCAAACUGAACAAUGAGAGCCAGGAUGUAGAGCCAGAGACAGAUGUGGCGUCUCAGAACAGAGCGCACGACACUCCCCCGGUUUUGUCCCCGAGUGAGGGGAAGCUGCUGAAUGGCAUUUCAGACACUCUGUCCCCCACCAGGCCCGUGUCUGGAGGAGUGGGCCGCCGCACCUCUGUCCUCUUCAGAAAAGCGAAAAACGGAGCCAAGCUACAGCGCGAAAGAGACAAUCAGCUGCAGAAUGGGAAUGGUGGGGAGAGCAAAGCACCUCCACUUUCCCUCAGCUGCAGCAGCACCCCAACCAUCACCACCUCUGCUACGCCUCUAACCACAAACAUCGAGACAUCAGCUCAGACAUCUCGAUCAUCAACACCCCCUCCCUUACUCACCCCAGCCAAUCAGGGAGCCCGCAGCCGCAGCACUAGCCCUGAGCGGGAACGGGAGAAGACCCCACCCCGCUCUAUAGAAUCUGCCCUCACAAAUGGUUUCAGAAAGCACAAAGACGGCGGCUCGGACUCUGAGAGCAGUCCCUCGCCCAUACUCAAGAAGGAAAUCAUCUUGCCACCAAAAAAAAGUCGUGGAAAACCUGCGUUGUCCAAAGUACCAUUUUUAGAGACUGUUAAUGGAGAUUCUGACUACACUGGUCCAGUGGAUAUGCUGUCUAUAGAGAGUGAUGCUGAACUUGAGCCUCUGGAUCUGGUAUGGGCCAAGUGUAGAGGUUACCCGUCCUACCCUGCUCUGAUCAUAGAUCCAGACAUGCCAGAGGAGGGUCUGCUGCAUAACGGAGUGCCUAUCCCUGUCCCCCCUGCGGAUGUGCUGCGGCUUGGAGAGCAGAGGCAGGAGGAGGCUGGCGAGAAACUCUUCCUCAUCCUCUUCUUCGACAACAAGCGCACGUGGCAGUGGUUACCUCGGGAGAAGCUGCUCCCCCUGGGCGUGGACGACACGGUGGACAAACUGCGUCUGAUGGAGGGCCGGAAGACCAGCAUCCGGAAGUCCGUGCAGGUGGCUUACGACCGAGCCAUGAUCCACCUCAGCCGAGUACGAGGAGACCACGGCUUCGUCGGCUCCAACUUCCUAUAGAGCCUCCCAAGCCUCAGCACAUUUCGAUACCUGUCAUCACUACUACUCAAAUACCACUCGCACAUGCGGCUGCGUCCCAAAUCAGUCCUUCUAGCGGACUUGCAGGCUACAAUUUAGAGGGCAGAGUCCCUCAGUGAUGCCCAAAGUAGUGCACUGCAUGUCUGCGCUGGGAUGCACAUGGGAUGCAGCCUUAGUUUAUCUGAUACAGGGAGACGUCUGGGAGUCACCCUCAUUUCUUUCCAGUGUCAAGGAGUGGCAGCCAUGAAAUAGUUGUUUGUUUGGGGUCUUUUUUGCCCCCUUUAGAUUUUGGGGGUGGGUGAAGGGGAUGCUUUUAAUGAACGAAAGUGUGAGCGCGUGUGGUUUUUAAACUAGUGUCACUUUAAAUCUGGUGGUUUUAAGUCCGGAACAUCCAAAGGCUCAUUGUCAGAUGGACGUAGUGGGGUGUCUGUUUUCUGACAAUGAUUCAGUAAAUACAAAUGAGUCAGUGAAUCAGCUAGUAUGUACAAACGUAUGAAUGAAUCACUGCCAUUUUCUUACGAUAGCUUUUUACUUUUUAAUGUUUUACAAACCACUUCUUGUAUAUUGUAAAGACACUCGUGUAUAUAUCUAAUUUCUUUUUUUUUUUUCUUUUUUUUUCUUUUUUUUGGUCAUGUGAUAUGUAAUUUAAUUUGAAUUUUGUUUAUUGUGAAUUCAAUCGCCUGGAUGUAUGAAGAAAUCAGAUCUCUUCUGUACAUAUUUGUAAAAAAAACAAAAAAAAAGUAAAUGAAAUCACUGACUUGCUGCAAAGUGUAUUCCGCUUGUCAUCGAUGUCAGUUCGUGUGAUUACAUUCGUAUGUAUGUAAAGUAUAUACAUACAGUUUAUGUAUGAUUCGCAGCCAGUUGUCAAUGGUUAAAUAUAUAUCAUUUUUGAUACGCAGAAAUGUAAUUUAUUUAUGGACCGCAGAGAGAUAGAGAUAAUUAAAUUAUAUAUUGGUUGAAGAAUUGAAUCAGAUAUCUUAUUUAAGAUAAACUAUUGAAUAGGGUUUUACGACGAGAUGGGCUUUGUGACUUCAAGGUUUAGUUCUGUUAAGCUUUUAAGAUGAAAUGCUGUAUGGAGGAUGUAUUGUUCACAAACUGUUAGACAGCAGAAAUCCCUUCUUUUCCUGUUUUUGCACCAUGGAGCACAGAGCCUUGUAUUUAUUGUAGAAACCUGAGCUCUAGUACCUGUUUAUAAGAUGGAGCUGAGAGAAAUUUUAAGCUUGUACAAACUGCAGAUUUUACCUACUCGCCAAAUAACCUGUCUCAAACAGUAUUUUCUCAUGUGGGGGAAAUAAAUGUUCUAUUGAAUCUCUUAA